Pogona vitticeps (central bearded dragon) is the source of this 4194-nucleotide messenger RNA. The record is from RefSeq and is a predicted model, not a curated record. NCBI's taxonomy places the organism in Eukaryota, Metazoa, Chordata, Lepidosauria, Squamata, Agamidae.
UGAGGCGGCGCAGAGGUGAACUUUCUGGAAGCGGCGGGGCGCUGUUUCUUCGGGGCGCGCGUUGUCCUCGGGGGAGCCGUCGCCUGAGGAAGCCGGGCGGAGGAGGAGGAGGAGGAAAGGGGGCAACGGGACGAUGAACCACAAGAGCAAGAAGCGCAUCCGCGAAGCCAAGCGGAGUGCUCGCCCCGAGCUCAAGGACUCCCUGGACUGGACCCGCCAUAACUACUGCGAGAGCUUCCCGUUGAACCCGGCGCUCUGCAAGGAUAAUGUGGAAAGAGCAGAUGCACUCCAUUUGUCAGUGGAAGAAUUCAUUGAACGUUAUGAGAAGCCUUACAAACCUGUUGUCCUGCUAAAUGCUCAGAUGGGAUGGCCAGCCCACGAGAAAUGGACUUUAGAACGUCUGAAGCGGAAGUACAGGAACCAGAAAUUCAAGUGUGGGGAGGACAAUGAUGGUUAUUCUGUGAAGAUGAAGAUGAAGUAUUAUAUUGAGUAUAUGGAGACCACACAUGAUGACAGCCCACUCUAUAUAUUUGACAGCAGCUAUGGAGAACAUCCUAAACGCAGGAAACUUCUGGAAGAUUACAGGGUGCCCAAAUUUUUUACAGAUGACCUGUUCAAAUAUGCAGGAGAGAAGAGAAGGCCACCCUACAGGUGGUUUGUGAUGGGCCCACCUCGAUCAGGAACAGGCAUUCACAUUGACCCACUAGGUACCAGUGCCUGGAAUGCCUUAGUCCAGGGACACAAGCGCUGGUGCCUUUUCCCUACCAGCACUCCUAGAGAGCUGAUCAAAGUGACUCGUGAAGAAGGAGGGAACCAGCAAGAUGAAGCCAUCACUUGGUUCAGAAUAAUAUAUCCUCGAACUCAGCUUCCCACUUGGCCUUCUGAGUUUAAACCGUUGGAAGUUGUGCAAAAGCCAGGAGAAACUGUUUUUGUACCAGGUGGCUGGUGGCAUGUAGUUCUUAACCUUGACACAACCAUUGCUGUCACUCAGAACUUUGCCAGUUGUACAAACUUCCCUGUGGUGUGGCACAAAACAGUAAGGGGAAGGCCAAAAUUAUCAAGAAAAUGGUACAGAGUCCUAAAGCAGGAACAUCCUGAAUUGGCCGCACUGGCAGAUUCUGUUGACCUACAAGAAUCAACAGGCAUUGCUUCUGACAGUUCCAGUGAUUCCUCUAGCUCUUCAAGCUCCAGUUCUUCAGAUUCUGAUUCAGAGUGUGAUUCUAGCUCAGAGACGGAAGGAAUGAUGCAUCGAAGGAAAAAACGGAGAACCUGCACCAUGAUGGGGAAUGGUGAUACAACUUCCCACGAUGACUGUGUCAGCAAAGAGCGCAGCUCCUCCAGAAUUAAAUUGGCAGUGUUCAAGUACAGAAGUGCUGCUCCCUAAAAUGGAUUCACUUCGUACUUGCAGAGAAGGAUUAGGGAAUCUUGUGGAAGCCGUGCUCAUCCCUGAGAGAUAACAAGACCCCAUCUAAAGGCAGUCACAGCCAGCCAGAUGUCUUCUAUUCCUUCCCUCAGCUGUAUGCUUGGAGUUUUCUCAAAUCUUCACCAUUAUUCUUUAAACUGUUUGAAAUUCAGUCUUCUGCUUACUUCCAAAUCUGACUGCUUGUUAACUGAAGGAGAAAACUAGAGAUUUCUGUGUAUUCAAACCUCUUCUUCUGCACUCCAUGAAACAGUUACACUAAACAACGGAAGACAAGGCUGUCCUUUCCAAUGUUAUGCAGUGUGUCACAACUUCUUAAUGUCAACAAAGGAAAUACAGUAGAGACUUUAUAUUAACAGAGUUAUCUUAAAAAUGAGCAGGUAGAGCAUGGAAGCCUAUGCCCUGCUUCAAUAUUGUCUUAUGUUUACAAGUUGAGUUCUCAUGCACUAUUGUUGAAGGUUAGAACUACAGUCUCCACUUCGUGUAACUGGCCAGCAGAUCUUCAGUAGAGUACAAGAGGAAAAAGACUAGCCUUGUUAUGUUUGUCUGAGGUGAUUCUUCUAUUGUGUAAAUGAUCACCUGUAAGCAGCACCUUUUUGUAAUACUUGUUGUUAGGUAACAACAAACCAACCAUGGACUAAUUAGACUUAAGUAAAAUGUAACACAUCUGAACCAGCAGUUCAUCACCAUGAUUACAUGUGCUUUAUGUUUUAGUAAGUGAACAAACUUGCUGGUAUUUUGUCAUCAGUUUGGGAGCCUGAUCUGAAAAAAAAGUGAGUAUGGGAGAAGUUAUAACUGCCUCAUUUUCAUCUCCCUGUGGGAGUUUCUGGAAAUGUUAUAUGAGGGCAGAAGGUUUUUUUUAAAGUGAUAAUAAGGAAUGGAUGGAGUUUGAAUAAAUAAAAUUAAAAUUCCUCUUUAUAUAGAACUGUAUUUCUAGGGCAUGGAAACAUCUUGCUCCAAUCUGCUGUUGUAGUAUGGCAGGUAUUUAAGGUGUCUGAUUUUUAUUGUUAAGAUGUGACUGUGUGUAUUCCAUAGCAGUGGAAUUGAUUAAGGAUAUGUUUCUGUUUCAAUGCUUUUCCUUGUUGUUAGUGGAGAUGCAUAUUAUGUUAAAAAAACAGGCCUUGUGCCUCCCUAUACAACCAUAAUCCUGUCCUAGCUUUGAAAGUUUACAGGAUAGGGAAAGGUCCUGUCCCCAGUAACAUUUGAGAAUGAGUUGAGUGAUUAUGUGAAUCUGCUUGCAUUUUGAGAGGUAACAUGAAGGAUGUUUUUAUUUUGUUAAUGCCUAGCAAAUAGGUCAUGUCCCUUCAGUUUUACCCAUACUUUCAAUGUGUGCCAAAAUACUACCAUAUCAUUGAAGCAGGGAUCCAAAUAACACUCACCAGCCUUAAUUUCAUACAAGCACGAAAUACAUUUUUGGGUGAGCGCUGAGAUAUUAAAAAGCUGAACUUCCCUUGUGUCCCAAUAAUACUUUCCCCCAGCUUUGUUCUUAAGCUAGUUUUGUGAAAUGGGGUAAUCUUUGUAAAAUCAGGUAAUUUUUGCAUUACAUUUUUUAAGCAUAACUUUGGAUUGUACAAUUUGUUUUGGAAGGUAUUUCUGUGGAACUUGACAUCUUCCAGUGUUCUGCAAUCUGAUACCAGGAAUUCAGAACCAUGGAGCCAGGUGAUGAGCAAAGGUGCCCAGCCAUAUGACUUGGACUGAUAACAGUUGCCACUGCUGCUGGAACACAAUAAGUUGCUGGCAGACCACUAGUCCAUCUAGUCCAGUAUUGUUUUCUCACUGGAAGAGAUAUUUCCUUGCCCUGUUCUUUUUCUCACCGUGGCUAGGAUGCAACAUUUCUCUGAGCAUUAAAGGUCAGGGAGAUGCCUACCCCUGCCCUCAUUUCUUUGCUUUGAAAAGCAGCUCAUCAGGCUGUGGUCCUGCAGAACAGAAUGAGAAAUGGCAUGGAGUGUUGCAGAAGGGUAACAGAAAAGUAACUUCCUUCAGGGUGGUUUUGUUAGAUUUUAAUCCUGUUUGCAAAUGGGAGGAGUUUUUCAAUUUACAGAAUCCCAUUGUGGAUUAGCUCAUUGUGUUUCUUGAUACUGAUGACUUAAACUGGAACAUUCUACAUGCCAUAGUAUGAUACAGGCUUACAUGCUUUCAAAUUGAAAUUUAGGAUCUUGGAGGUAUUCCUCUUAAAUAAUUUUUCUGUAAAAAAAGGCUUAAUAUAUUAAAUGCCACAUAGUGUGUUUUGUGGGGCCAUUGUGCACUAGGUAUGCAAGGUACAUCUUUACUUGGAAAUCUAAUGGAUGUGUUCAUGAUCAUGAGUUUCAUAUGCAUCAGUUUAGUCAUGCAUUUAUUUAAAUAUCAAAUAUUUAUUGAUUUAAUAAUCAGUAAGGUGAUCUUGAACAAGUGCAGGCUACAUUUUCUAGGUGGAAUCGAUCAGAGGACUCACUGCUGAGUAGGUUGUCCUACCUUUCUCCUCUUAGAUAAAAAUGGUUUUUAAAAAGAAAUGAAAAGUGUCUAGUUUGUGUCAAAAACAACUUGAAUCGUGGCAUUUCAGGGUAAAAUUUGUGAUGGCUGUCCUUUUUAGCAGUAGUAGCCACAGGCAACUGGUGCUGGUGGUGCUCAGCUGUAGUUGAUGUUGUCAUGUCUUUUUAACUAUCUUUCUCAAUAUUGAUGAGAUGUGCUCAUUUAUAGAAACUAUUUACCUCUGAUGUUAUUGUAAUAGGCAAUAUUUUUUAUUCUAGAACCCCGAAUAGGUGAGAAAAUAGACCCAUUAAACAUCAUCUUUCUUU